Lepus europaeus (European hare) is the source of this 936-nucleotide messenger RNA. Its product is annotated as olfactory receptor 7C2-like. The record is from RefSeq and is a predicted model, not a curated record. NCBI's taxonomy places the organism in Eukaryota, Metazoa, Chordata, Mammalia, Lagomorpha, Leporidae. Gene Ontology annotation, cellular component: membrane. The transcript has a single exon. Gene Ontology annotation, biological process: G protein-coupled receptor signaling pathway. Bases 1 to 936 code for a protein of 311 amino acids. Gene Ontology annotation, molecular function: G protein-coupled receptor activity; olfactory receptor activity.
AUGGAACCAGGAAACCACACCAGGAUUCCUGUAUUUCUCCUCCUGGGACUCUCAGAGCAGCCAGAGAUACAGCCUUGUCUUUUCGGGAUGUUCUUAUCUCUCUACCUGGUGACAGUCGCUGGGAACCUACUCAUCAUCCUGGCCAUCCUCUCAGACCCCCACCUCCACACACCCAUGUACUUCUUCCUCUCCAACCUGUCUUUCUCUGACAUCUGCUUCACCUCCACCACUGUCCCCAAGAUGCUGGUGAACAUCCAGACACAGAGCAAAGCCAUCAGCUAUGCAGGCUGCAUCACCCAGAUGUUCUUCUUCACAGUUUUUGGACUCUUGGACAAUCUCCUUCUGACGGUGAUGGCUUACGACCGCUUCGUGGCCAUCUGUCACCCGCUGCGCUACACAGACAUCAUGAACUCCAGGCUCUGUGCUCAGCUCCUUCUCCUGAGCUGGCUCAUCAGCGUGUUGGGGGCCCUACCCGAGAGUCUCUCUACAUUGCGACUCUCUUUCUGUGCCAUCGUUGAAAUCCCACACUAUUUCUGUGAACUCCCUGAGGUUCUCAAACUUGCCUGCUCCGACACCUUCAUCAACAACAUCAUCUUGUACCUUGUCACGGGGAUCAUGGGCUUUUUCCCUCUGGCAGGAAUCCUUUUCUCUUAUUCUCAGAUCGUGGCUUCUGUCUUGAGGAUCUCCACCACAGGAGGGAAGCAUAAGGUGUUCUCCACCUGUGGGUCUCACCUCUCUGUUGUCUCCUUGUUUUAUGGGACCUGCCUGGGGGUCUACCUCAGUUCCACCUGGUCACGAGCAUCCUGGGCAGGGGUGUUUGCCUCAGUUCUGUACACGGUGGUCACCCCCAUGCUGAAUCCCUUCAUCUACAGCCUGAGGAACAGGGACAUGAAAGGAGCCCUGAGGAAGCUUCUACACAGCCUGUUGUCACAGUGA